This is a messenger RNA of Rhodofomes roseus, 4312 nucleotides long. RefSeq lists its product as uncharacterized. Gene Ontology annotation, biological process: transcription by RNA polymerase II. The transcript has 3 exons. The coding region runs from base 286 to 4197 and encodes 1303 amino acids. Gene Ontology annotation, cellular component: nucleus. NCBI's taxonomy places the organism in Eukaryota, Fungi, Basidiomycota, Agaricomycetes, Polyporales, Fomitopsidaceae. The record is from RefSeq and is a predicted model, not a curated record.
GCUGAGUCUCUUCCCCCUCGAACUCCCCGUUGCGUCCCCGUUGACGAUUAGAACUAGAGAUCGUUCUCAGCCAUCAUUCAAGCCCAUGCUCGAUUUAUCUGGUCAGAUCGUAAUCUAAACCUCCAAUAUCACCCAGGGCACUGGGCACAUUCAGAGCCUGAGGCUUACAGAUUCACACUCACGGCUGCCUGCCAUCCUUGGCGUUGCGACUCAGUAUAACAUACACGACAUUGCACACGCUCUUGACAACUUUUAACCUCCUCUCUCCGAUACUGCACCUGCGUCAUGUCGACGUCCCAGUCGCCUCUAGUCGGCUCCAUUCUCGAGCGCAAACCCCAUUCGAACCCCAGCGCACCAUCCUUCAGACCCACAUUGUCAGGCAAGACUGGGUUUCCGUCCGUCCAGCACCGCUCAAAGAGCGCGUUUGCGCGUGCACGAGAGGAGCAGAAGAAGGGCGAACCGAGUAGACCACAACAUGUGCCCGUUGUUCAGCCUACGAUGAAAGUGCAAAUUCCUCAGCCGAAAGUCGCUGGCAAGCCUGCGGCAGGAGAGUCUGGUGACUGGCGGAGACAGAUCGAGGAGGACAAUCGAAGACGAGUGGAGGCUAUGACGGAGGCAGAGCGCGAGCAAGAGCGGAGAGAGAUUCUAGAAAAGUUCGGGCCCAAUGUAGUUGAGAUCCUACGGAAGGCCAAGGAGGCUCGGGAGCGCAAGGGGAAGCAGACCGAAGGAGCAGAAGAGAUCCCUGUGGUCCCGGAAAGUCCUUCCACAUCCCCACCACUCUCGGCAGAUGGGCGAACUUCUCGACCUUCAAGUCCUCCUCAGUCUGCCUUGUCCAGACCUGGAACGCGUCCUUCAAGCCGAGCAGAGCGAAGAAUCCGGUUUGCGGAACUCACACCUACGGACAUUCACGUUUACGAGUCCGCCCCGCCUUCUCCACGCAAGAAGGCGCUCGCGCUCCCCCCGCCAUCUCCGGCCGACGGGCCCACCACGUCACUCGGUGAAUGGAAAGGUAGCCUAGGGCCAAUCCGUCGGCGAGACGCGCAGGCGCCAGCUGUCGAUCCCUUCGCUGCAUCCCUGAGCACCCUGGAGGAGGGCACGCCCGAGGACAUCCGCAGGCGGUUCUUCCCCACAGCGCCUGCACACGACCCAUCGCUCCAGUGGAUCGAGGGCGGUCCGUCCUCGGCGGCGUCUCAGUCUCAGUCGCAGUCAAAGUCCGAGACGGGGCUUGACUCGACGCUCCGCUUUGACUUGACGGGCACGCCGAUCCCACCGGAGCUGUCCGCGACGUUGCCCACGCAUCUUGGCCUGCAUCAUCAUGCCGACGGGGAUCGCGCUGGGUACACGCUCGAGGACGUCUUCUGGCUCUCGCGUUCGACAGUUCCGGCGCAGCGUGCGACGAUGCUUGGCGUGCUCGGGCGUAUCGUGAGAAGGCUGGGCAAGGGGCGUGCGCAGGACCCGGGGCAGGGCAUCCCACAGUUGCAGGGACAGGCCGACGCCAUCCGCAAGCGAGUGUUGGCUGCGGGCGUCGAGGCGAUGGGCGAGCGCGGUGGCGUAGGUGCACGGGCUGUUGAGGCGAUAUGGGAGUGCGUCGUCGGGUGGGACGAGGAGGUCGUCGCCAUCGAAGGUGUCGAACUGCAAAUCGCUCGUCAGACGGAAUCGUCGCCGACAGAGACAGACAGCAAAGGGAAGGACAUCUUGGCGAGCCUACCCUUGGAAACCGUCCUCACGCAGAUCAGCAAUGCGUUCGCGACGGGUGCGCAACCUGCAGAAACACACACACAAUUGCUGGCGAUCCUCCAUCGCCUGGCACAGCACACUAAUGGCAUGGCGAACGCCGUCGUCUCGACUACCGGCCUUGUCGCAAGCGUGAUCCAGAAGUUCCUUCUUACGCCUAUUCCCCCUACCGAUACCUCUCCACUUCCUGACCCGUUCGCGCUGCAAGUCCUCAUCACACUCGCUUGCGCAUCACGCACAAACGCUUCUGCAUUACUCGACCCUGCAGAUGCCCUCCUGCGCUUCGUGAUCACUCUCCCUCCAGCAUCGUCGUAUCCCCUCGCGUUGGCCACCGCACUCCUCCACGGCACUUUACGACUCUACACCGUGUUCGCAUCAUAUGGCCUCUAUUCGCACAUGGCGACUACCGCAUCCGAGCAUUUCGCAAAGCUCGGUCAGUAUGUCCUCUCGGAGGAAUGCCGAUCGCGGCAAUUGCGCGAGGCGUGGCUGUCCUUGCUCGAGGCAUGGAUGGUCUGUGCGCGGGACCCGCACCGCACGACACCCGGGCACGAGAUACUGUGGAGCCAAGUCGCCGGCUGGGGUUGGGGCGACGACGUUCUGGAAAUGAGGGACAGGCUGGCAGAAGACGACGGCGCCGUGUGGACUGCCCUUUGGCGUGCGGCGGCGGCAUGGCUCGAGGGUGCGAGGAUUAACAGCGUCAGGGGAGGCGAAAGGGAGAGGGACACCGUUGUCACAGCGGUUCAAACCGGCUUCCGUGAGGGCCUGGAGAAGAUCAUCGUCGAGAAUUCUGGGAGGGCCCUUAGCAAGGUUAUGGGGCAGUUGUCCGCUGCUGGCGUACAUGCUCUGGGAGCGGAAGACCUCCCUCAGUUGCAAGACAUGGCUGAACACGCCAGCCGGCUUGCAGCAGCAGUGCGCCUCUGGUUAGCAUGCAUCGCGCCGCAGUCAAGUGGCACGCCGGACUCUCCGCCUUUCCAGCUGCCCUAUCGCGAGCUCUCGGAUCUCUGUGCGCAGAUCACGACUCAUCCGAUCUGGGACUCUGUGUUCGCCAAGGGAUCCGUCUCUUAUGGUCUUGUGUUCUGCAGGCCACUCUCCUUGCUACUCUCUUCCUACCUGCAGCUCUCCCAUCACACGCCUGGAGUCUCGGACGACCUGUGGAUGGCGCAGGCGUUAGCGAUCCAGUCCAGACUCAUCCCAGGAGACGAAGAGGUUGCUCGGCACACCGUCAAAAUCGUAUUGGAUCAUAUCACACCGGACUUCAUGGAUGCACGAGGGUGGACCGUCCCUCCAAUAAUAUGGGAGAAAGGCGGAAUGGACGCGAUCAAACCUUUCCUGACCUUCUCGCUUCGGCCGAAAGAGGAUGCAUGCGUCGCCCCUCAGUGGAUGUCGCCGGAGUCGAUUUCGCUCUCGACUACGCAAAGGCUGCCUCCUGCGGGAGCUCUGACCGUGAAUAGUCGACGAAAUAUGCCACUCCCUCUCACGCACGACUGGACUUUCUCGCCCCUCAAUUACCUGCUGCGUUCGGGAGACUCCGACGUAUUCAAGUCGUUGCCAUCUUCUUGGGACGCGUCCGAGACGGAGGUAGUGCGGGCCAGUCUACUGCUAGCACGUGUUGUACGAGAGGUCUUGCAGCUGCAUGGCCUUCAAGCAUUCACGAUGUCCCGCGAGGAGACGGUGUUCUCUUGCAUGAAGGUGUUCAUGCUCGAGCACGGUCAGCAGCAUAACGACUCCACGGAGGAGGUCUUCCGCGACAAAGUCGUGGGGCAGUUCAUGGACGACCUCGUUGCGCCUUUCGCAGCGAGCGCGUCGUCCAGUUCGCUGACUCUGCCCUCAUCGAGCAGGACUUCCCAGAGCCUUGAAGGUGUUGCGACACGCUUCCUCGGAUCUGGCACGCCGUUCUACCAGUUCUACACGGACUUCGUUGCGCUGUAUGACGCGAUAUCCUUCUCCCACCCGCUCUUCGCUCGACUCUUGCUGCCUCCUACGUCGAUGCGGUACCCAGUGGACUACAGGAAAUUCCUAUGGGCUGACUACGGGCACCUCCUGAAGACUAUUCGGACUCCCAUUGAAGGAGUUCUGACCGACAACAUUGGCGAAUACCUGUGGCCCGUCGAGCGCGACCCGGAAGUAGUCGGCGCUCACUUGCGUGCGCUGGUGAAAGGGCUGCCCGAAGGCUUCCUCCGCUUCAUCGCUGUCCACCACGUCGCGUGUAAUAUCUGGCAAGAUAUCUCUGAUGUCACAGAGGAGAAAGCACAGAGGCUUCUCGAAGCCAUUGUCGACCAGGGCAGCCUUGACGUCAUCCGGGAGGUGAUGUGCUACCGACAAGUGCGGGAAGGGACUGCUUUACUUCCUUCUGAGUGCUUCGCGCAAAUGGGAGAAUGGAAGACCAGACGAUUGGAGUUUGUCACCAAAGUCGGUGGGCCUAGCAUGGCCGAUCGUAUGAAGGGACUGUUCGCGGAAGCCUGACUACAACUUGAAGAUUGAGAACGUACUCGUAUAUUGUAGCAGACAAGAAAGACAGAAUAAUGUAUCUAUACUCCCUAUGUAAUGCUAUGCAAUAUACGCUCGAUGUACAACUCGA